Molecule: messenger RNA, 447 nt
Organism: Scaptodrosophila lebanonensis
Lineage: Eukaryota; Metazoa; Arthropoda; Insecta; Diptera; Drosophilidae
Exons: 3
Coding region: 120-434 (104 amino acids)
Source: RefSeq, a predicted model, not a curated record
GAUUUGACGAAAGUUUUUAUAUAUUUAUUUAUAAACGCCAUAUAACGUUGACACUGAAGAAGGGCAACAGGUUUGGCGAAGUUUUGCUUCAGAGAGAUGGAUGCAGGUUCCAGGUACCAAUGGGAGAGGCGUCGGCUGCAGUCACGACCUAUGGCAGAAAAGAUGGCAGCAUGGAUUUCUUUGCUCCGCUAUGGAUACUCCAGGUGUGGUGUCAGAUCCAGAGAGCAAGGCUCCAUCAACAGGACCGCAUCAGGUGGCCCAAGAGUUUCCCAAGCGUGACGAAGCUCCAUAUAAUGAUGGAUCCGGAUACUGAAGAGAUGCAGCAUACAAAACAUGAGCAAAGCCAGAAAGUUGCCGAGAUGGACCUCGAAGAGGAGACGGGAAAACCAGAACUCCAGGCAGAGGCUCCAGUUGAAACGAUGUUUGGCUUGUAGGCGAGGCGGAGAU